UCACACACAUGUGCUCAUAAACAGACCCGUACAGGCGAGAAACAGCCUCAGUCCUGCAAUGAAAAGCCAGUGGAUAAAAGAGAAAUUGCAGAAGAAUUAAAGAAGAAGAGUAAAAGCUGGUUUUGAUGAUCACACCACAUUGCUAAACAGCUUUUGGGGAUAUGACGACAGUGAUUACUGGCACAGACGAUUCUGAAAUUCUGCAAUAAAAUCACACUGUUAGUUAGCGAUUUCAACAAUUAGGGUCUGAUUCUAAAGUGAUCAGUGGAUUUUCCAGAGACUGGAGCACAAAUUCCUGAAAAUACAUUUCUUUCAUCUUUAUCGAAAUGAAUUCAAACUCGGUUGCAAUGACAGAUCUCAGCGAGAUGAAGCAUAAACUGGAGACAGUGUGCAUCUUUGGAACAGGUGAUUUUGGACGCUCGCUGGGGCUCCGUUUGCUCCAGUCGGGAUACGGUGUUGUAUAUGGAUCCCGAGGCCUUAAAAACUCUCUGUUGCUGCCUAAGGGGUCAAAGAUCAUGAGUCACGCAGAAGCAGCUUGUGAAGCUCAUGUGAUUUUUGUGGCUGUGCAGAGGGAGCACUAUGGAUUUUUGAGCUCCCUGGCUUCAGACCUUGGGGGAAAGGUGCUGGUAGACGUCAGCAAUAAUCUCAAGAGGGGUCUGUACCCAGAGUCCAAUGCAGAAUACCUGAGCAAGCUGGUUCCAGGGGCGACGGUAGUCAAAGCCUUCAACACCAUCUCUGCCUGGGCAUUGCAGUCUGGAGGACUAGAUGCCAACAGACAGGUACUUAUCUGUGGAGACAGCGCUGAUGCUAAACAGCAAGUGACGAACAUUGCUCAAAGUCUCAGUUUCACGGCCCUGGACAGAGGCUCCCUCCGAGCGGCUGCUGAGUUGGAAGAUCUGCCCUUGCAACUCUUCCCUCUCUGGAGGCUUCCUCUCAACAUCGCGAUUUGUUUAACAGCUUUCAUAUUCUUCUACGUGCUCACAAGAAUUGUUAUCUAUGAGCGUGUUACCAAUGGUAAAGACAUUGCUUUUCGCAUUAUGAUCUCGCUGGCCAACAAGGCUUUUCCCAUCGUCUCUCUCGUGAUGCUGUCCCUCUGUUACCUGCCGGGAGCAUUGGCUGGAUUCCUUCAGCUUUAUAACGGCACUAAGUACCGUCGCUUCCCUGACUGGCUGGAUCGCUGGAUGCUGUGCAGGAAGCAGCUGGGUCUAGUAGCGCUGGCCUUCGGUUUUCUACAUGUUCUGUACACUUUAGUUAUACCCAUCAGAUACUAUGUACGCUACAGGAUAAACGUCUACACUAUUUCACUGGUCAAAGAUAACAAAACCUAUGAGUUUGACAACACGGCAGCCUGGCGUUUUGACUCGUACUAUUCCAUGGGAAUUCUUGGAUUUGGGCUGUUUGUCCUGCUAGGAAUUACAUCCCUUCCAUCUGUGAGCAACUCUCUAAACUGGAGGGAGUUUCGUUUUGUACAGUCCAAACUGGGCUACCUCACCCUGCUGCUCUGUACCGCUCACACAUUUCUAUAUGGCUGGAAUAGAUUUCUGAACCCUGAAUCAUAUAGGUGGUGGAUGCCGCCAGCAUACAUGUUGUCUCUGGUGGUCCCCUGCGUGGUUCUGAUUCUAAAGCUAAUCCUGAUCACUCCAUGUGUGGACCGGAAGGUCACCCGUAUCCGUCAAGGCUGGGAGAGACAGGGCAAGACUUCAGCAAACGGCGGAGACACAAAGAUAAACCAACGACUCAUGGCAUAGCCAUCUUUGCAAUAAAAAAGGCUUGGGACUUGACUUCGACUCAAAAUUAGAGAAUAUGUUUAGGUCUACAAGAAAGGAGAAAUAUUUCCUGAGAAUACUAGCAUUGUUUAAAUAACAGGAAGUCCAUUAGGUUGAUUUUAAAGUAAAUGAUCCCCUCCUUCCAAACUUAAAAUAAAUACGAUAUUCAUUUCAAAAGAUAAUUACAUAACAGUUAGGCUUGGUUCUCGAUUUUGAUUGACCAAGCAGAUUUUGUUUCCACAAGCGCUGAUUCAACAGCAUAGAACAGUUUAAUCACUUUUUGCCAUGUUUAGCCCUAUACAGACGGGAAUAGUUUUCUAAACUAGAUUUGAGAUUCAAUUCUUAUCACCCAACGUCUGCGAUUUUCAUGUACCAAUUUAGACGGGACUACCAUCUCCGUGUUUAUUUCAGAGGUGAGUGUGUUUUCUAGAUGUGAUGUGGUUUCGUGCAUCACAUACGCCCUGCAUAUGUCUAAUGAAAUAUGUAUUAAUGUAAUUUUAAUUUAAACAUUGCUUUACAGAAAUGGCUGCUUAUAAUAAGCCCACACAACUGAGCAAAGAAAUCUAGACAAGUAUUAUACCCGACACUGUUGGCCAGUAUUAGCAGUUUCUGCGAUUUGGUUCUCCUUUUUGAUUUUAUUAUUUUAUUUUUUCGUACGAUACAUAGUGAAAGGUGCAACAUGUGCAAGACUGGUGCGCAUAUAGUAGCUCAGGUACACUGUAAAAAACAAAAAACACAAUUUGUUAAGUCAGCUUAAAAUAAUUUGUUACCCUGCUGCCUUAAAAUUUUAAGUUCAGUCAACUAAAAUAAGUUUAGUCAACUUGAAAUGUUAAGUUGUACUAAGUGACAACUUAGAUAUUUGUGCUUGUUAAUCUUAAAAGCAAGGUAAGUAACCCAGCUGCCUUAAAUUGUUAAGUUGAAUCAACUCAAGUAUCUAAGUUGUCACUUUUUUGAGUUGACUGAACUUAAAAUUUUAAGGCUGCCAGGUAACAAAUUAUUUUAAGUUGACUCAACAAAUUGUUUUUUACAGUGUAAGCCAAAAAAUGAGGAGAAGCAUUGGGAUAAUACAACAUCAGCAAUCACAGACGUUUGCAUUCGAACAGGAUUAGAUUUGCCGGAAAACAGUGGGUAAUUACCUCUGUAAAUUUUAUGGAAGUUGUGUGAGAAAAACACAGACUCGGAUUAAAAUCGCAAAGUACGUCUGUGAAACACAAAUUUCCAUAGAAAACUAGGGUUUUUGUCUGUACUUGCGUGCUCCACACAUCCCAUAUUUUCAGUGCCUUUUUCUGCAGGUUAUGGUGUUACACCAGUACACUGUAAAAAACAAUUUGUUGAGUCAACUUAAAAUAAUUUGUAAUUUGGCUGCCUUAAAAUUUUAAGUUCAGUCAACUCAAAAAAAGUUUAUUCAACUUCAAAUGUUAAAUUAUACUAAGCGACAACUUUUAAGGUAGCUGGGUUACUUACCCAUCUGUUAAGUUCAGCAAACACAAAUAUCUAAGUUGUUACUUAGUGCAAUUUAACAUUUCAAGUUGACUAAACUUAUUUUAGUUGACUGAACUUAAAAUUUUAAGGCAGCAGGGUAACAAAUUAUUUUAAGCUGACUCAACAAAUUGUUUUUUAUUUUUUACAGUGUAGGAGGCAACAUAGCUGUUAAGUUAUUUGCGUUAAAUCAAUAAAUCGUUAAACACUACUUCAUUUAGGAACAAAAGUUAUUCACUAAGUUGAUUCAUUCAGUAACACUGAUUCAGAAAUGAAUCAACUACACCAAAACACACAAUUCUGCUUUUGUUUCAUUUGGAUUUUACCUCGUUGGCAAAGUCUUAGACUUCAGACUUGACUUGGAUUCAUGACAGAGACUUGAGAACACAUCUGCUCAAAUGUAUGGAAGCCCAGAUGACAACUAGAGAGAAUUUGACUUCUCAAAACAUCUCACUACACGGCAGUUUUUAAUAUUACAGUUAACCAACCGUGGGAAAUUCUUUGGAGCUGAUCCUCCAACUCACAUCUGUGAUUACAUCUCACAUGAUCUCAUGUUACUCUAUAAACUACAAAUUCCAUUUAAAAGCCUUUUACACUUAGGACUUACUUACAAAUGCAUAUAUAUAUAGAGAGAGACCAUAUAUUCAUAGUGCUUCACAACAUAACCAAUCCAUAUCAUUUGGGUUCAUGUUAGAUAUUGUCUGUCCCCUUUAAAGAAUACAAAGGAAGCAGUGGUGGGGCUUUUAUUAGAGCACUCUCUUCUGUAUUGUGUAAAGUACUUGUCUUUUUUAUUACCUGCUUCCUCUGGGCUAUUUCCUCUCAAGAGCCUCCCAGUGGGCUUUUCCCUUUAGAUAUUAUCGAUCCAAAACUGAGCAGCAACUUACUUCUUGAUCUGUUUCUGGGUCUGGGCUUUCCUGUCUGCAGGAAAGCUCAUCUUUCUCUCUCGUGAAGUAUAAAGGAGCUGUCAAUCACAUUGGCAUUCACCUUCACUGGUGGAUGGCCCUUUCUGUAUAGUGCUUUUAUGAAGAACUGCAGGCUGCUAAGCGUGUAGCUUAGACCAAAAUAGCAAAGCUCAUUUUGUGACAAAUAUGACUGGAAAUCUGUGGGCGCACCUUUCAAGAAACUAAUAACUUCACUUAUUCUGAGCACAACAGCACAACUCUGAGUGUGUUUACCAAUAAAUAUUGGAUAUUCACUGAUUUUGAUUUUAUUUUUGUAUUACGUAUAUGGAAUAAAAACGCAUAUUUGUGUGA
Labeo rohita (rohu) is the source of this 4498-nucleotide messenger RNA. RefSeq names its product STEAP family member 4 (gene steap4). The transcript has 5 exons. Bases 327 to 1748 code for a protein of 473 amino acids. Gene Ontology annotation, biological process: copper ion import. Gene Ontology annotation, molecular function: cupric reductase (NADH) activity; ferric-chelate reductase (NADPH) activity. Lineage: Eukaryota; Metazoa; Chordata; Actinopteri; Cypriniformes; Cyprinidae. Gene Ontology annotation, cellular component: endosome; plasma membrane. The record is from RefSeq and is a predicted model, not a curated record.